Molecule: messenger RNA, 1178 nt
Organism: Aspergillus steynii IBT 23096
Lineage: Eukaryota; Fungi; Ascomycota; Eurotiomycetes; Eurotiales; Aspergillaceae
Product: PQ-loop repeat-containing protein
Exons: 4
Coding region: 276-1058 (260 amino acids)
Biological process (GO): phospholipid translocation; retrograde transport, endosome to Golgi
Cellular component (GO): endosome; trans-Golgi network
Source: RefSeq, a predicted model, not a curated record
CUCCGGUCCAUCGCCCAUUCUUAUUCUUAUUCGUAUCCUAUUUCUUUGGUUCGGUGGCCCUGACCCUUUUCUUCGCAUGGAGCCCGUCUGCUAGGUCCCAACCCUCCAAGCUCUUCUCUUCCCCUUCAGAUUCCCUCUUCCCCCCUGAGUUCUCCCUUGUCUCCGUCAAUCUGAUCGGGCAGAAGAGCGCCUCGAGGGCUGUUUUUUUUAUUCUCUUUGUGCUUCAACUACUCAGACUCCCGUGAUUUCUGGAGAGGUCCAUCCGUACACUCAAGAUGUAUCUGAUAUCGCUGGCUGUAGAAUAUGCAGCCCCGGCCUUUCUGAUCACCUCUCCUUUAACCUCGUAUGCCGACCAGAUUCUCAGCAUCCACCGCAGCCGGAAUUCGGCCGGGUUUUCCCUGGAUAUACCCUUGAUCAUGCUGGUCGCAUCGGUAUUGAAGGUAUUCUUUUGGUUUGGUGACAAUUACUCGACCGCUUUGCUGGUGCAAGCGGUCAUCAUGAUCGGCGUGCAGAUGGUCUUGCUGAAGGUUGCGCUGGACAAUCGGCCGUCUGCCGGCGCAAGAGAUGGUGUUGAACACGUACCUUUCAGCAACGCCGAUAAUGCCGCCGGGUUCUCGAGACCGUACGAAUUCUGGCAAUGGAAGAGCGCGAAGCCAUACUGGAUGUUCUUGGCCUAUUUCAUUGCUGGACUGUCGUUCAUCCAAUUGUUCCUGUCCCCCAUCGCCCAAUCGGAGUUCUAUAUCAACACCCUUGGCUAUGUCGGGCUGGCCGUGGAAGCUACUCUGCCCUUACCCCAGAUCAUCGCGAACCACCGAACCCACUCGUGUAGAGGAUUCCGCGUGUCGGUGCUGGCGGCGUGGAUUCUCGGAGACAUGAUGAAACUCAGUUACUUCUUCUUCAGCGCGGAGGUGAUUCCGUGGGCGUUCCGCCUGUGUGCGAUGUUCCAAUGCGUUUGCGACCUGUAUCUCGGGCUGCAGUUUUGGAUGUAUACCCGGCCCUCCUUCGGGACGGCCAGCAGCUCGGUAGAGCUUGGAGAAAAGGAUCUCCGAAUGACCUGAAUAAACGUUAUGACGGCGUUGACCACCUUGCCGGGGCGCUCGAUGCGUCGUAAAUACUGGAGACCAUGCGUAAAGACGGCGAGGAUCUUUAACCAAAUGGAUAGACUUAAUAAUGCGACU